Molecule: messenger RNA, 938 nt
Organism: Vicia villosa (hairy vetch)
Lineage: Eukaryota; Viridiplantae; Streptophyta; Magnoliopsida; Fabales; Fabaceae
Product: intracellular ribonuclease LX-like
Exons: 2
Coding region: 25-735 (236 amino acids)
Biological process (GO): RNA catabolic process
Cellular component (GO): extracellular region
Molecular function (GO): ribonuclease T2 activity; RNA binding
Source: RefSeq, a predicted model, not a curated record
UGUAAAAAUAGUCAUCGGAGUGAAAUGGCUUUAUCAUCAUCAAGAAUGAGUGUAGUAAUAAUUGUGAUAUGCUUUACAUUUUCACUUAACAUGUGUGUGGGAACUGAUUAUGACUAUUUGGCAUUGGCUCAUCAAUGGCAACCAGGAUACUGCAGGAUGCCAGAUAUUAAAUUUACCUGUCAAAAGAAAGUAACAGACAACUUUAGUAUCCAUGGUUUGUGGCCUUCGAAGCACUCGGGUCCUCAGCCACGUGAUUGCACGACAGAUGGUCGAGGGGGAUACUUGGAUGUGAAUAAGAUGAUUGGUAGUUUAAUAUCAAAUCUCAAGAAAUCAUGGCCAAGCUCAAUUGGAAAAGAUGAAGACUUAUGGACAUAUCAAUGGAGGACGCAUGGAACAUGUUACUACGAUGGAAACAAGCAUAAGCAAUACAAAUACUUCCAGACAGCCGACAACUUUUAUAAGAAUUUUGAACUUUUUAAUAAACUCAAGGCAGAAGGGAUUGUCCCUGUUUCAGGAUUAGGCAAAAACUACACUACAGAGGCUGCAAUAAAAGCCAUCAGAAAGCAAUACACCCAAGACACUGUUACCUACAUUCCUCAAUUCAUGUGUUCUCCGUUCCUACCACAUGAAUUAUAUGAAGUUAUUUUGUGUUUGGAUCAUGAAGGAAAUCAUCUCAUCAACUGUACAAGGCCUUCAACUUGUGGCAACUUGUUUUUAUGGAAAUUAGAACCAUAAUAAUAUAUUGCUUCCAGAUAUAGAUAUACUAAAUAAAAUGGAAGCAACUAUGAGUGUCGUCAAAGUUUAUGAAACAGAUUCUUGUGUUUAUGAAUUUCAAUAUACUACUCCAUCCCCCUAUUAUGAAACAGAUUUGUGUUUAUGAAUGUCAAUGUACUACUCGAUCCCCCUAUUAUGAAACAGAUUUAUCUAUUAUCCUCUCA